Alternaria viburni is the source of this 2385-nucleotide messenger RNA. RefSeq lists its product as uncharacterized. Bases 1 to 2385 code for a protein of 794 amino acids. NCBI's taxonomy places the organism in Eukaryota, Fungi, Ascomycota, Dothideomycetes, Pleosporales, Pleosporaceae. The transcript is spliced from 2 exons. The record is from RefSeq and is a predicted model, not a curated record.
AUGGCGCCGCGCGACCAGCCAGACGGACCUCACGGGCCAGCGGCGGCCCUCAAACCGGAGCGAUCGAAUGACGAGGUCUUUCUCGACCAGUUUGCGGACAGUCCUGACGGAGGCACGAAGCUGUACAAAUUCUUCCAAUCCUAUCCCGCGAUUGACUACUUUCCUUCGUUUCGCGAAGUAGAGCGUCUCGCUCAACACAAGGUCAACGAGAUAUUUGGGGCUUUUGAGGAUGUGCGUUACAUUCUUGAGCGACACGAAGAUACUAUUCGCAAGAGGUGGUGCAAGAAGAGCACCACGAAGAAGAAGAAACUUCUCCUCACGGCAAAGCCGGGCAUGGCAAGCGAGCAUCGACCUGAUAUUGCGGCAGAGCUUGCAGCGACCACAAUGACCACAAUCUCUGACCUUGAAGAUGAGCUUUUUUUCGUUUCUGUCUGUACAGCAAGAAACAGCGAAGCCUGCCUGGUGCCGUUCCUGAAUCUAGAAGACCUUCUCCAUCCAGGGAGCUUUCUUACAUUGCUCAACUCUCGCGGUCGCAACCCAAUCGAGACCUUCAGUCACACGGAACUGCACCACUGUCCAAGCGCGUGGUGGCCAGAUUCGGCCCUCCUCCCAUAUUUACAAAGAUUCACGAUGGUCUUCGCUGGACGUAACACACGAAACACCUACGGUCGUAUUCAGCGCUGGAGAGACUCCAAUGACGCUUGGAGGUCUAUCUACAAAGGCCAAGCAGUUCAUCCAGGCAAUGGGCUUCAGAUCCUUUGUAUACAGGAGAUCAUCUACACAUUCUUGCAGCGAUGCUGUCAUCUCUUAGUCGGUGAUCUCUUAGCUGAUGGGAAAGGACAACAGGCACAGCAUCCCAACAUACCGCCGACAGUCCCCGUAGUAGAUGACACACUCAACUACACUAAUCGGGCAGAGGUUUCACUGAUGACUCCAUAUGGUAUUCCGGGGCAAUUGGACUUCGGCCGCUUACGCAGCUUGAUCAGCUCCAAGGUUGGCGAGCUUGAGGACCAUAUCUGGGCUUUGCGAGAAGACCCUGGCUAUUUCAGUGAAGUCUUUCACGACUACGAGAGGCACAUUGUUGAGUACAGUGUCUUCAUCGAUGGUAAUGGAAACGCUGCACUGAAGGAGCAGCCUGAUGCCGUCCCCGGUCUUAUCCUUCGCAAUCUCAUAACUGAUCCCUAUUGUGCCUUGUUCUACUGGCAUAGAUGUUUACACCUUCUGGAUCGCCUGGAGUCUACUGCACUACGACACAGCUUCAAGUUCGACUCGCACGAAGAACUGCCAGAAGACUAUCGCGAAGACCUUUUGAGACUUUGGACGGUUCUCAAUGCAAUCCAAACCGAUCUUCACGAGUGUUUCAGACAACACGUUCUAGCCACACCAACAAUGAGAACCUACAUUUCCAAGACAGCAGAAGACCCGGAUAGUCGGAACUAUGCAUUCGAGUUUGAGAUGUCGCAAGCAAAGGGGGAUCCAGUCACCAUCCGUUUCCUCGAAGUACUAUCUCGAAUCAUCGUCCCACCCGACCCACCCAGGCAUGGGUUCGUAGCAGAGUUGGACGACAUUGAGAGACUUAUCAUCAAGGAUCCUGCCGCGAAAGGUCUUCUGUCACCGUUUGUGUGGGCUGACUUCUCCCAAAUGUCUGUCUCAUCCGAAUGCAUUCAGCGGAUCCGGUUCUACCAGCCAUGGUCAAUGCAGCUCGAGUAUGAGAUGAUAUAUCCGGAAGAGAAUCUUGAUGACUUCUGGAAGGCUGCCGACUCGUUCUGCAGGAAGUUGACGGGAUCAAGCUUCCCGGAUUUACUAGAGCGGGAUAUCAGCCACGGUCGGUCUCUACGCCGCACUGCACCGUGGACUGAGCCGUCCGCCCGAAAGGAAGUCACGAGAUUCCACGAAAGUCACAGCGAGUCUUUCCACCAGUACACUUACAAACCGCUUCUCUCGGAGUCCUACCGGGGGGCGGAGGCGCUGACGUCGGUCAAAAGAAAGGUCAAGACUCGCGGCACCGUCGACUUGGCGAGAGCUGAAGGCAACGAUGCUCCGGAUUCUACAGACCAAACAACUGUUCCAAUAGGCGUGACUGUCGACAAGCGCUCUCAUCUGGUCUUCAAGACCCUGUUCUUCUCUCCUUCCGCAAGAGACGUACCAGGCGAAGUCUCAUGGAAGGACUUCGUUCACGCUAUGGUCCAGCGUGGCUUUGAAGCUGAGAAGCUCCACGGUUCGUCAUGGCGCUUCACACCAACGACUUUGAGUACAGAGCGUGCGAUCCAGUUCCAUGCUCCACACGGCGCGCUCAACAAACUACCUUUGACAUGGGCGAGGCGGUACGGCAGGAGACUCGAGAGGGAGUAUGGGUGGACAGGUGAGAUGUUUACUCUUGCCUAG